AAGCAAAGAUGGCGGCCUCUCCAAUUCUCUCCCACCCAUCAGAGUGGUUGAGCUGCUAAUUACCUCGCUUCUUCUAGUAACCCUUUUCUGGAUUUCUUCCAUUCUUUUACUCUUCCUGUUAUGUUCUUCGUAACUAUAGUUAGACCAACCAAUAUUUGAAAAUAAAGAACUCUCUUAGACAAAGCAACCUUAGCUACAAGCUUCACCUCCUCUUUUUCCAAACUUCAUCUGUGGUUCUUUAUAUUUUGGUAUUAAAGGGAUGAUCCCUUGUGAUGACAUCAAUGGCUGCAAUGAGCAGCGUUAAAAUAUAUUUUCCGGCGAAUUUUCACAAGGCGGAGGAAAGGAAUGAAACGAUGGCCAAGGCAGGGAUUUCUCCCUUUAAUUUGAUUGCACAGCAAAUUCCAAGGCGUUUCGUGAUAGCGAGGGCUAGGAAUCCUCAAAGCGUGGACGUAAUCAAUGGAAAAAAGUUGAACGGUGUACAUGUAACAGAGACUCAGGAUAUAGGGAAGAUGAAUAUGGAUGAUAUUGUUGAGCAACCUCUUCACACGUGCUUACUUGGUAGGUUUCUGGAGGAAAGGUUGAUCUAUAGACAGACCUUCAUUGUUAGGUCUUACGAAAUUGGACCUGACAAAACUGCCACCAUGGAAACAUUGAUGAAUUUCCUUCAGGAGACUGCACUUAACCACGUCACAAGCUCUGGGCUUGCCGGAAACGACUUUGGCGCUACCCGGCAGAUGAGCCUCAGAAAACUCAUUUGGGUAGUCACCCGCAUCCACAUUCAAGUAGAAAGAUACAGCUGCUGGGGAGAUGUCGUGGAGAUUGAUACCUGGGUUGAUGCAGACGGGAAAAAUGCAAUGCGCAGGGACUGGAUAAUCCGAGAUUAUAGUACACAAGAGAUCAUAACAAGAGCAACAAGUACAUGGGUGAUAAUGAACAGAGAAACAAGAAAGCUAUCAAAAAUCCCAGAACAAGUCAGGCAAGAGUUGGUACCAUUCUAUACAAAUAGGAUUGCAGUUUCUGGGGAGAACAACGAUGUUUUAAAAAUCGAUAAGCUUGCUGAUGAAACUGCAGAAAGAAUUCAAUCUGGCUUAGCUCCAAGAUGGAGCGAUAUGGACGCCAAUCUGCACGUAAAUAAUGUCAAAUACAUUGGAUGGAUCUUGGAGAGCGUUCCAAUAAAUGUCCUGGAAGAUUACAAUCUCACAAGCAUGACCAUGGAGUAUCGACGUGAGUGUCGACAAUCGAAUCUGCUAGAGUCCUUAACAAGCACAACUGAAGAUUUGAAUAAUAAUUCUUGUAAUCGACAAGCAGACCUGGAAUAUACGCAUUUGCUUCGCAUGCAAAACGAUAAAGCAGAGAUAGUACGAGCAAGAACAGAAUGGCAAUCCAAACUAUAAUGUGAUUUUUAACAUGGAACAUGCUUGUCUUUCUUGUGUAAUUCGUUUGUUGCUAUAAAUUAGGUAGAACAAAAAUAAAUGGGCUUUGCACAUUUUUUCAAGCACAUUAAAUUUGAUACCGAAAAAACUAUAGGAGUUUGUUUCCUAUAGCUGCGAAAA
Molecule: messenger RNA, 1553 nt
Organism: Hevea brasiliensis (rubber tree)
Lineage: Eukaryota; Viridiplantae; Streptophyta; Magnoliopsida; Malpighiales; Euphorbiaceae
Product: palmitoyl-acyl carrier protein thioesterase, chloroplastic
Exons: 6
Coding region: 273-1394 (373 amino acids)
Biological process (GO): fatty acid biosynthetic process
Molecular function (GO): acyl carrier activity; fatty acyl-[ACP] hydrolase activity
Source: RefSeq, a predicted model, not a curated record